Messenger RNA from Symbiodinium natans, 1047 nucleotides. The record is from the annotation of a GenBank genome assembly. NCBI's taxonomy places the organism in Eukaryota, Dinophyceae, Suessiales, Symbiodiniaceae.
AUGUCCAGCUCAUGGUGGAAACAGUCGGAAUGGGAACCUUCGUCGUCUUGGCGUUGGCAUUCGCAAUCGUCUUGGGAUGAGCAAGAUCAACCUUGGGCAGCCACUACCAAGCCGGCCGUGCCUGAGAAUGUUCCAGCUCCCAAGCCUAAGUUGUCUGACCACUUUCAAUCCGACGACAAGUUCUUUGAUCGGCAACCAGUCGGCAAAGGGUCGCAUCAGCUGUUUCGUCAUGUUCAGCCUACGGAAUGGUCACGAAAGAAUUCGUUGGCCGGUAGGCCCGUAGAAGACAUUCGAGCAUGGGAACUCAGCCACCGUGGUCUUUCUGAGUUCUCCUUUCGCCUCCUUAGUGAAGGCCGAUACCAAGGAAUUGUUUGGACAAGGUCCACAUCCGAAGCAGUGUUUCUUACCCAACUUUUGAAGAGAAUGAGAGAAGUUGGUGUAGAUAUCGAUGAAGUCGCCAGAACCUUUCACACCGACAGCCCACCUGACAAGCACAAGGAUGCUUCCAAGUUCAUGGGCAAAAUGUGUGAAUCCAUUGUUGACGAUCUCAAGAAGAGAGCACCUAUUGUUGACUCUACUGCCAGUGAAGAGUUGGCCCGGGCUAAAGCAAAGCUUGCCCAAGCGGGCCUUACACUUACUCCGACUAAGAGAUCUGCUGAAGACGAGCCUGAGAAUGCACCACUUCGGGCCAAGCCGAAGGCUAAAGCCAAGCAAGAACUUGGGCAAAGCCGCCCUUCUUCACUCGAUGCCCAGACGUUACUGCAGUUUCCUCCGGCUCGAAUUUUGGAUUCUCGACCUGUUGGUCCGAAGGAUGAACAAGUUGAAGAAUGGCUUCAAACUUUUAAGUCCAAGCCAGAUUUCAAAGGUCAGUUUGCCAAUUUGAAGAAGCAUGUUUUGGCAGUGCAGAAGAUCUUUGAGAGUGGAAUUCCCAAAGCCACCAUCACAGCAGCGGCGGUUAAGUUUGGUCUAGAUGACAAGAUUGCGAGUCGUCUGACCAUUCGCAACCUUUCGACCACCAUUGCGGUUGCUCAGUUCACGGCAGCUUGA